UGAACUAAACAUGGAAAGUAGGCCUAGGUCUAGUUAUUGAGAGAACCGUGUGAAGGGAGAGAAGUUUGUUUUGUUUAGUCCACUGAUUGAGUUGUCAUAAGUUAUUGCAAUGUUUAAGCUUGUGUGAUAGACAUUUUGUUUCAGUGAAUUUGUUUCGUUUCUAAACGUACAAUUCAAGCUGGAAGCUAUUUGAGAAUACUGAUAUAACUCAAAAUACAACAUGAUGAUGAUGAAUCCAAAUCCUUUGCCUGCAGUUCCUGCUGGAAUUCAAAGCACUGCUGGAGCUGUUCCAGUGAAAAAUGACAAAGGUGAAUUGUCUAUGCAGAAAGUAAAAGUCCAUCGUUAUGUAUCCGGUAAACGGCCAGAGUAUGCCCCAGUCUCUAGCAGUGAGGAAGAAUCAGAGGAAGAAGAUUUUGUUGAAAAGAGAGUAAUUGCAGCAUCUGCAGGAAUUACUACAGCAACUUCUAGGAGUAAACCUCUGAGUGAAGAUGAAGAAGAUGAUGACGAAACCCAUGUUGAUGAUCCUCGACUUCGACGACUUAAGGGUAGACGAUUUGAAGACAGCCGAGUUGAAAGUGAUGAAGAAACAAAAAUUGAAAGACACAGACACAUUCAUGAACCAGAAAUUUUAGAUGAGGAUGAAUCAGAUGAUGAGAGAGCAAGAAGAAGAAGGGGUGAAAGCAGUGAGGAAGAAGAAGAGGAAGAUGAGCUAAGUGAUGAAGAAAUAGAAAGAAGAAGGUUAAUGCUCAGACAGAAAGUCUUGGAACGUAAAGAUGACCAAGAAGUGGAAAUAUUAGACAAGGAGGAUGAGGGCCACACUCCUGAGGAAAGUGCUGAGGAGUCAUCAGAGUAUGAGGAGUAUUCAGAUUCUGAAGAAGAAACGGGACCCAGAUUGAAACCAGUGUUUGUACGUAAAAAAGAUCGUGUAACAGUUAUUGAAAAGGAGAAGGAAAAAGAGAAACAAAAACUAAUAGAAAUAGAAGCAAAAAAAAUGGCUGAAGAAAGAAGACGGUACACCUUAAAAAUGGUUGAGGAAGAAAUUCGUAAAGAUUCAGCAAAACCAAAAGGUUUAAAUGAUGAACCUGCAUUAAAUGAUGUAAAUACAGAUGACGAAAAUGAUGAAGUUGAAUAUGAAGCUUGGAAACUUCGUGAAUUAAAAAGAAUAAAAAGAGAUAGAGAAGAAAGAGAAGCACUUGAGCAAGAGCGACUUGAGAUUGAACGAAUGCGGAACAUGUCAGAAGAGGACCGUAGACAAGAGUUGCGCAACAAUCAAAAAAUUAUCACCAACAAAGCCACGAAAGGCAAAUACAAAUUCAUGCAGAAGUAUUAUCACAGAGGAGCUUUCUUUCUGGAUAAUGAAAAUGAAAUCUUCAAGAGGGAUUUCUCUGCUGCUACAUUGGAGGAUCACUUUGACAAAACUAUUCUUCCUAAAGUCAUGCAGGUUAAGAACUUUGGCCGAAGUGGCCGCACCAAGUACACUCACCUGGUGGAUCAGGACACAACACACUUCGAGUCACCUUGGGUGUCUGAAACGGCUCAGAACCUCAAGUUUCACCACAAUCAGGCAGCUGGCAUGAAGCAGCUCUUUGAGAAGCCCAGUGUUUACAAGAGAAAACAAACUUAGAUUUUUAACUUGUAUGACUUUUGUAUAUAACAGUAUAAUAUAAAAAAAUAUUAAAUUAAACAUUCUUAUGACUAGUA
Homalodisca vitripennis (glassy-winged sharpshooter) is the source of this 1701-nucleotide messenger RNA. RefSeq names its product microfibrillar-associated protein 1-like. Bases 221 to 1624 code for a protein of 467 amino acids. Gene Ontology annotation, biological process: mRNA splicing, via spliceosome. NCBI's taxonomy places the organism in Eukaryota, Metazoa, Arthropoda, Insecta, Hemiptera, Cicadellidae. Gene Ontology annotation, cellular component: U2-type spliceosomal complex. The transcript is spliced from 9 exons. Gene Ontology annotation, molecular function: RNA binding. The record is from RefSeq and is a predicted model, not a curated record.